Botrytis deweyae is the source of this 1743-nucleotide messenger RNA. RefSeq lists its product as uncharacterized. Gene Ontology annotation, biological process: transmembrane transport. NCBI's taxonomy places the organism in Eukaryota, Fungi, Ascomycota, Leotiomycetes, Helotiales, Sclerotiniaceae. The transcript has 7 exons. The record is from RefSeq and is a predicted model, not a curated record. Gene Ontology annotation, molecular function: transmembrane transporter activity. Bases 1 to 1743 code for a protein of 580 amino acids.
AUGAUGCAAGAUAUGGAAAUGGGCGACGUGAAAGCCUCAGAUGAGGAUGUGACCAUUGCUACUGAUUUUACCUGUUCAUCAGACAGAGGAAAGAUAGACACGCCCGAGGCGCGCAACUCGCUUUCCCAAAAAGAACCCGUUGUGAGCAUGAUUCCCAAAGACUCUACUCCAGCCGCGACUGAACAACCAGUCAGCGUAAGUAGCGAGCCGCAGUAUCCCGAGGGUCUGAAACUCGUCUCUAUUAUACUGGCGCUGUGUUUGGCUGUAUUCUUGGUGGCGCUCGAUCAGACGAUUAUUUCUACUGCUAUUCCGAAGAUUACGGACCAUUUCAAAAGCACGGGAGAUAUUGGUUGGUAUGGAUCAAGCUACUUACUUACGAAAGCGGCGUUGCAGCCUAGUUUUGGGAGGAUAUACUCUAUCUUCAGCAUCAAAUAUACCUUCUUGACUGCCAUUGCCAUCUUUGAGAUUGGCUCCUUAAUAUGCGCUACGGCAAGGAGCAGCAAUAUGCUGAUCGUUGGCCGAGCUAUUGCUGGAGCGGGAGUAGGAGGUCUGUUUACGGGUUCGAUUAUCAUUGUUGUGUAUAGUUUACCGCUGCGUAAGAGGCCACUGGCAAUGGGUAUAAUUAGUAGUAUGUGGGGAAUAGCAUCAGUCGCCGGACCAUUGCUCGGCGGCGUCUUUACCGAUAAGCUUUCCUGGCGCUGGUGCUUCUACAUCAACCUCCCCAUCGGAGCCUUCUGUGUCGCUGUAAUAUCUCUCAUCCUUCACAUCAACCGCCCUAAUAAUCCCUCCUCUCUUACCCUCAAACAACGCAUCUUAAAGCUCGACCUCCUCGGUGCCUCCCUCCUCAUUCCUGCCAUAAUCUGUCUCCUCCUCCCUCUCCAAUGGGGUGGCUCUACUUACCCUUGGAACAGCGGCCACAUUAUCGGCCUCUUCGUCACCUCAGCUAUUCUCACCCUCCUAUUCAUAUGCACGCAAAUCCGGCUCGGCGAGGCCGGAACCCUCCCUCCAUACCUCUUCCAAAACCGGAAUACUGUAUGCGCAUUCGCAUUCUCCGCAUUUUUCGGUGCUGGUUUCUUCAGUCUCUCCUACUACCUACCCAUAUAUUUCCAAAGCGUCAAAGGCUCCUCGGCCCUGCACGCCGGGAUCCAAAUGCUCCCCUUACUCCUCGCAUGCACGGUCAGUUCCACCGGAACCGGGGCUGCGAUCUCCGCACUCGGGUACUACACCCCAAUCAUGCUCAUCUGCAUGGUGUUAUUUGCCAUUGGCUCUGGGCUACUAACCACGCUGUCGGUCACUACGUCGUAUGCGCGGAACGCAGGGUUUCAGGUUAUUACCGGUCUGGGUGUGGGCGUUGGGUUCGAGAGCGGGAUUAUUGUCGCGCAGACAGUGAUGUCAAACAAGCGGAUUCCGGUGGCUAUAUCCUGUGUCUCGUUGUUUAUGACGCUGGGUGGAGCGGUCUUUGUGCCGGUUUCGCAGACGCUGUUUCAAAAUAAGUUGGUAGAGGGGAUUGAGAAAAGGGUCCCGGGGUUAAAUGCGAGGGCAUUCUUGGAUAGUGGAGUUACGGAGAUUAGGGCGCUAUUAGAAACAUGGGGGCAGGAGGGACAAUUGGAGAAGGUAUUGGAGGCGUAUGCGGAGGGGUUGAGGGCGACAUUUUGGGUUUCGACGGCUUGUGCUAUUGGGGGGUUUCUGGCUGCCUGUGGAUUGGAGUGGAAGAGUGUAAGGAAGGAGAAAGAGGGGCAUUGA